Messenger RNA from Nelumbo nucifera (sacred lotus), 3503 nucleotides. RefSeq names its product rhamnogalacturonan I rhamnosyltransferase 1-like. The record is from RefSeq and is a predicted model, not a curated record. Lineage: Eukaryota; Viridiplantae; Streptophyta; Magnoliopsida; Proteales; Nelumbonaceae. Gene Ontology annotation, cellular component: cytoplasm.
AGAGCUGCGAGCCUGUAUUUAUUCGCAGUAGCAUUUGACCAUGGUUGGACAGAGGAUACUAAAGGGAGGAGAUCGGGAGAGGGGAAAGAAUUAACCCUAGUUAAAAGUAAAGGGGGAGGGCAAGGGGAUUAUCCCAUGCUGUACGACUCCUCAUCUUCUUUGCGUAUAGACAUCACCGACGCCGAAUUUAUAUCUGCGGCAUUUCUCUCUCUGUUCUUUCUUUGACCGGCGAUUUGAAUCAAAGUUUCCGGUGAUUUCCGCCGGGAUCUGCUCGACGAAAUCGAAUUUACGAAACGGAGCGAUUUAUCCGAUCGGCGCCGGAACUUCCCUCUAUCUGAUUGGAAAGGAAUUCUUUGUAAAGAAGGAGAUCGGGAUUCGGGAGGCACUUUGUUAUCUUAUCUGUAUAUUUGGGAGAGGUCAGGUUCGGUUAGGAUUUCUUUUCUGUUGGAGAUCCAAGUGAGAAUUUUGGUUUUUAUGGAAAUGUAUAAGUUAUGUUUGUGAUUUGAGGCAUAUUUUGAGAGAGGAAUCAUUGGGUGAGCUCUGAUGUUUCUGAGCUUUGAGAGGGAACUCGGGAGAGAUUUGAGUUGAUAGAUAGUAAGGACUUUGUCUUCUCUUUUACAGGAUUGUUUCUUAGGAUUUAGGUGGGGUAUUGGUUGGAUUAGUUUCUGAUUUAAUUUAGUUUUGUUCUGAAUUCGUUUAUCAUUUUCGGGAGUAAAAAGAUUCGGGGUGGAUAGCGACUUUGUGGGGUUCUUGAGAUUAAUUAUAGAUAGUUGAAUUAUUUGUUCUAAUAUUUUAAUGCUACAUUGAUCGGAAUCGAGGAAAUUUUACAGUUUCAAGGCGUUUUGGGCUUGAGUUAUGUUAGUGUGAAGAGCCAUCUCUUCCUAAAGAGAGGGCUUCAUCUCUAACUGCUAACCGUGUAUUCACCAACUCAGUUGUUCCCUUUGUCUCGAUUUAAGAUAAUUAGAUCAGAAAUCAAAGAGAAGGGGGCUAGUUCUAUCUACAAAAAUUUCUCUCCUACUGUCCCUCAAUUCCAGCUGGCCCCUCUGUCGAUUACCACAUUGGUGCUGUGUCGUCCGAGGAUUCUUAUCAGAACCCAUUUUUCUGAUGGAGUGAAAGAGUUCAACUUCGACGUCUGUAUGGGGGAAGAUAAGAGUCGCAGGGGUCGGUAUCAGGAUGUGCAGGCUGGAGAAAUCUGAGAAGAAGUUUGAUUUUAGAGUGGAGAAGGAGAAAAAGUGGCAGAUGGCCUUCAAGUAUCCGGGGGAGAGUAAAGUUGAAAAAUUGAAGAGUUCAAUGGUUCCCCGGUCUCGUAUGAAACUCUGGUUGAUUCGGGCGACGACUACCGUGUUGCUCUGGACUUGCGUUGUACAGUUGACAGCAUUGGGGGAGAUGUGGGGGCCGAGGGUGUUGAAGGGAUGGCCGUCUUGCUUUACGCCUUCGGAUUCCGCUUUAUCCGUCAAAUUGUCUUCUGCUCCAGCGAAAGUUGUCCUUCCGCCCAAAAGGGUUUAUAAGAACAAUGGUUACCUGAUGGUUUCAUGCAAUGGUGGACUUAAUCAGAUGAGAGCAGCGAUCUGUGACAUGGUUACAAUUGCAAGACAUCUAAAUGUUACACUCAUUGUCCCUGAGCUAGACAAAACCUCUUUCUGGGCUGAUCCCAGUGAGUUUGAAGACAUAUUUGAUGUGGAACAUUUCAUAACAUCCUUGAGGGAUGAGGUUCGGGUAUUGAAAGAGUUACCACCCAGGCUGAAGAGAAGAGCAGAACUUGGAAUGGUGUAUUCCAUGCCGCCUAUUAGUUGGUCUAACCUUUCAUACUAUGUUAAUCAGAUCCUCCCUCUCAUUCAAAAGCACAAGAUCUUGCAUUUAAAUAGAACUGAUGCUCGACUUGCUAAUAAUGGGUUGCCUCUAGAGAUUCAGAGGUUGCGCUGUCGAGUAAAUUUCAGUGCUCUGCGAUUCACUUCUCAGAUAGAGGAGCUGGGAAGACGGGUUAUUAAGCUUCUAAGGCAAAAAGGCCCUUUCCUAGUCCUUCACCUCAGAUAUGAAAUGGAUAUGCUGGCAUUCUCCGGCUGUACUCAAGGUUGCAACGAUGAAGAGGUGGAAGAGUUGACAAGAAUGCGAUAUGCUUAUCCAUGGUGGAAGGAAAAAGUCAUAGAUUCUGAUCUGAAAAGAAAAGAUGGUUUGUGCCCUUUGACACCUGAAGAAACUGCUCUAGUGUUGAAGGCAUUGGAUAUUGACCGUAAUUUCCAAAUAUUUAUUGCUGCCGGAGAAAUAUAUGGAGGACAAAAGAGAAUGGAAAGUCUGGCUGAGGCUUAUCCAAAUCUGGUGAGAAAAGAAACAUUAUUGGAACCCCCAGAUCUUAGAUUUUUCCAGAACCACUCAUCCCAGAUGGCGGCAUUGGAUUAUCUAGUUUCACUGGAGAGUGAUAUCUUCAUUCCUACAUAUGAUGGAAACAUGGCUAAAGUUGUUGAAGGGCAUCGCAGAUUCCUUGGAUUCAAGAAGACAAUUCUAUUGGACAGAAAGCUUCUAGUAGAUCUGAUAGAUCAAUACAAUGAUGGGUUACUGGAUUGGAACAAGUUCUCCUUUUUAGUGAAGGAAGCACAUGAAAAUCGCAUGGGAAGUCCAACUAGAAGAGUGGUGAUUCCAGACAGACCCAAAGAAGAGGAUUAUUUCUAUGCCAACCCGCAGGAGUGUUUGGGACAUUCAGAUGAGCUAUUGAGUAGUGCAUGAGAUUACGCCAAAGAUUUAUCUGUUUGGCUGUCAAACAUCCCUCAUCGCUAUCCUUGGCAGACAAAAUGAUGCAUUUCCCUACAGAGGUAGAAAAGCGCGGGAAGGAUUCUGGUCUAAGGAAAGAAAGGGCAGAGAGAUGAUUUCGGAUUGGGGGGAUGCCCCCAGCCCCCAGGGAAGGUUUAUUGGGAAGUUGCUGGAUGGUAUUUAUAUAUCUUUUUUAUAUUUACAAAUAAUACAAUUCUUGUAUAGAGAGCGAUUCCUGCUAUUGCAGGAGAAAUAUCACAUCAGCUGUAAUGUACAACAAACGGGGAUUGAAAUAGAGAUUCAGUUUAUUGGAAUUGGGGGGACUCCGUGAAGGUUGGGUCCCUUUUCUUCCCAUGAAUGAUGAAUCUUCUCUGUUUGUUUAAUUGAUUGUCCAUUGGAUGCGAAUUAAAAAAGCCUUCACCAAAAAGAUUUGCCAUACUUUUGAGUCUUGUGUGCCACUGAUCAGUUUCUCACCACAAAUUUCCUCAAACAUAUCUUGUUCGGUUGGAACUUGGAAGAUUGUCCCGAGUUGCUCUUCAAGUGAAGCCUUGUUGAUGUGUCUGUGUGUUUUGAGGGUCUUGGUGGUUCAUGACUAUUAUCAACUACCGCCACCGCGCCAGCGUCCUUUUUGUAUUUUAAUUGUUUUGCCUUUUUUUUUUUUUCUAUUCUGGCCGGCAACCUACUCUACUUUCAUUCAUGCCGAAUGCUCUAAUGGUGGAUUCAAUCUACUUUAGCAACUAAUUAGAUAUGUUUUUCAA